Messenger RNA from Neolamprologus brichardi, 2512 nucleotides. It is a transcript of the gene tmed7, whose product is annotated as transmembrane p24 trafficking protein 7. The record is from RefSeq and is a predicted model, not a curated record. NCBI's taxonomy places the organism in Eukaryota, Metazoa, Chordata, Actinopteri, Cichliformes, Cichlidae.
UGAGAGCAAGCAAAGGCGGGCUUUUACGGAUGACGGCCAAUGAGAUGUGUCGUUAGUAAUACGCGUCUUAGCAUUAGUUGCAUCCGGGUGAGGACUGGGUUUUUUUCUUAGAAGCUGUCGGCUCUCAGUCUUCAGGAUGCACGGAUCGCUUCGGGUGUUGCUUCAGGUGCUCUGGGCCCAGCUGCUUUGUGGGUGGGUGCUCGGCUCCGAGCUAACUUUUGAGCUGCCAGACAACGCUAAACAGUGUUUCUACGAAGACAUCAUCAUGGGCACCAAAUGCACCCUGGAGUUCCAGGUGGUGACCGGUGGUCAUUACGAUGUGGACUGCCGUUUGGAGGACCCAGAUGGCACAACACUCUAUAAGGAGAUGAAGAAGCAAUAUGACAGCUUUACCUUCACAGCAGCCAAGAACGGCACCUACAAAUUCUGCUUCAGCAAUGAGUUCUCCACCUUCACGCAUAAGACGGUUUACUUUGACUUCCAGGUUGGCGAUGACCCUCCACUUUUCCCAAACGAGAACAGAGUCACUGCUCUUACUCAGAUGGAGUCAGCCUGCGUGUCCAUCCAUGAGGCUCUGAAGUCGGUGAUCGACUAUCAGACACACUUUCGCCUCCGUGAGGCCCAGGGACGCAGUCGUGCCGAGGACCUCAAUACCCGCGUCGCUUUCUGGUCCAUCGGAGAAGCCAUUAUCCUUCUGGUGGUCAGCAUCAGCCAGGUGGUCUUGCUGCGAAGCUUCUUCUCUGACAAGAAGACCACGACAACACGUGUGGGCUCAUAACAGCCUCUGAGAUCUGACUCAUCACUUCCUUUGUCUGUUCUUGGGCUUGUGUGCAUGGAGUGCAUAGGAACAGCCGCGCUGAUCUGUAAUUGAAUCAUAUCAAGCGGCCAGGUCGUACAAUCUGACGCGGCUUCUUAAAUCAGUACAGCUGUUCUUACAACUUUAUGCAAAUUAGUCUUGAGGAGAAAAAAUAGUUGUGGGUUAAAAGUGUUUUUGAGGAUUAAAAAAAAAAGAAAAAAACAGGAGGAAGACUUGAUUGUGUUGCUUGUAACUAUCUGUAUUUGAAGCAGUUCAAGCACCGGCCAUAUAGCUAAAGAAAAACUUUAAGUCAUUUGAAUAUUUGAAAUGAUUUCUAAAUGUGUUCUUAUUUUAAAUGUGUCCUUUUCUAACCCCUGUCUUCAUGAUCUGUUCCAAUUUUCAUCCCAAACUGCUCUGAAAUAAGCACCCGAGUGGAUACUGGGACUAAAUGUAGUCAUAUUAUAAGGAUACUGCAGAUAUUUGUCUUUAUCUGCACUAGCUCUCAAAAGCCACGCUCUCAGUGCGAAGGUUGGAUUUGUUUAUGAAAAAUCUGUUGCAUUUUUUUCCUGUGUUACUAAAACUCACUUUAUUAAGUGAGAAAAUGGUAGAUGUUGUGUUUUUUGUUUUGAUCAGCUUUGCCAUUUUAGAUAGUAGUUAGAAAAGAGUUUGCUGUGUUCUGCAGAGAGUAAGCAGUCCUUUAAUCCGAUAUUAGUUUGACACCCUUUGUUCAUAAGGUGGUUGUUGGGUUGAAGGAUUGAAUUAAAAUGCAGAAGGUAUACCACGAGUGACUGCAACCCUAAUUCCUUAAAGAAAAUCUCUAUAAAUUAAAAGUAAGUUUUUGCUUUGUUUCCAUUUUGCUCUCUUUUACAUUGGGGGAAAUAUUGAUCGGUUUAAAUGUGCAACAUAAAUUCUAACAUACGGGAUGUAGGGUUUUCUUGUUGUUGUUUUUUUUUUUUAUUAUUACAUCUGUGUGACUCUGUGGCAGACAAAAAAGAAAUGACUCAUUCUUGUAUUUAAAACCGCAUCGUUUUGUCUGUUAAGUGGCAAUCCCAGCUGUUAGAGGUGUACCAGUUCCUUAAGUCAUUGUCUUUCUUUGAGCCGACGCUGUCCAUUUGGUUUUGUACAACAAUAUUGUAACAUUUGUGUGGUUGGAAGAAUUGUUGCUUGAAUAGAAGAUAAUUCAAGUGAAUACGAGUUAUAAUUUGAUGUUUCAAAACUCUCAUCUCACCCUUUUUUGACAUUUAUUUAGCAGUGCAGAAAGAAAUUUUAAACAUGCAUGUUUAUUUUUAGGGGUUUCACUACAAAUUUUGGUGAGCAGUUUUUUCGUACUAGUGUAGGUCACAUGCAAUGGUUUAUGGGCUUAGUUCACCUGGGUGGUUUGACUUUCAGGCAGGAAUCAUGUGGAUCUUUAUUUGUGGUUUACAAACAUCUUACUGUAAAUGUAUCUCUUUCACAUAGACAUUGGCUAAAGCACAAGUAUAAAGAAGCUGUUUUAACCUACAUAAUUUUACUAUACACAGCUAUAUGAAAAGAGAUGAGAACAGAUCUAAAGCUAAAAGAUUGUGGUUAUAUGUUAAACCUUUUCAGUCAGGGAUGGGAAAAGAAAAAAAAAUCAGUGUACAAAUAUUAUUAUCCCGCUGAAAGAAGCCAAAAAAGCUUGUUUCAUUUUAUUGUUCAGGUUUAUAGAAGUGUCCUACUUGGGAUAGAAGUGAUUAA